UAGAGAGGUUUCCUUCUUGAAUGUAGAGUCAAAACGAAAGCGAAAGGGCUGGGGAAGUGGGAGGCGACUGCGGCUGGCUCCUCUCCUGGCCACCAGCCCGGGAUGGUCUCGCUUCUGGGACCCCAGUGCGGAUCCUGCCCCGCGGACGGUGGAAGGAGAGGAAGGGGACCUGGGCUCCUCUUCCCCCAUGGCUUCUUCUUGGGGGCUCCGCUGCCUUCUCCUCCUUUGCUCCGGAUCCUCCCUGCUCUCCUCUGCAGCUGCUGCUUCUUCAGCUGCUUCUUCCUGGGAGGAGGGAAAAUGUGGCACACCCAAGCUGGUAGAAAAUGCUCAGAUUCUCAAAAGCAGCAACCCCAUCAUGCUGCGGUACUCCUGCGUAAAGAAUUACAAACGGAAAGCAGGCACAUCCAGCCUCAGUGUUUGCAAGGAGGAUGGUCAAUGGACCGAACCAAACAUUGCCUGUAUUAGAGACCCAACACUACCUACGUCAAGAACUGAAAGCAUGAGGACAGAAGCCAAGACUUCCACUCCAGCAGCACCCAAGAUGACUGACGUAAGCCCAUCUCUAGGCUCCACACAGCCCUAUGGAAGCACAGCCACCUCUCCACCAGCCUUGCACACUUCCAGCGCAUGGCUAGGGACUGCCAAGCCAUCGCCAGAUAGGCCCACCAUGAUGAGAACCACCAUGAAGGUUAGCAGAUGCACCUCUCCCCAUACAGUCACCAAAAGGAUAACACUACCCCAAAGAACUACUACUCCAGUCUUGCAAGCCAGGACUUCUGAGACCCCUAAGGCAGGAAAUGGAUCCACGACUGCGCCACCUGAGACGAGCGCUCCGUGGAAACAAACAGGUUCUGUCAUCACGAUUGGACUACCUAUACUAGCGUUUCUGUUCCUCAUCCUGUUAUUCUUCUGUUACCGAAGGCGAAGGUCUUCUCAGAGAGCAGCGGAUCUUCCCCUUCCAGAAGAAAGUCCAAUGACCGACAUGGCAUCCAUUGAUCCCGAUGAUCCAGGAUCCUCCAACGAAGGCGAUCCAGUCCUACCAUCAAACUCUGCUAUUUCCACUGGUUGAACAAUACCUCAUGGCAAAACAAAACAAAACAAAGACCCUGAGAAAAAUGGAGAUGGGAGAGCAAGUCUAGUGGCAGGCUGCCGAAGACUUGAUGCUCAACACUCGUCGGCUUGAGGAUGAAUGAAGCAUUUAAAAAAUGGGCCUGGAAAUUAAUCCCUGGAUCCUACAACGGCUCUGGCUAGACUUUUUUGUUUCGUUGCUGGGUCGAGAGCAGCUUGGAUGUAACAUUGCAGCAACUCCUUCCCGCCUUGCAUGGUCUCUCAGGCCAUCAUCUUUUAAAGAGUGGCGCAUCUCCAAAAUGGCAGUGAGAGGCAGAGAAAUUGGAAAGAGAGGAAAGACAUGAAAUUAAGAGCACAACUCUCCCAAUUAUUGGGGAGCGGGAGACCAACUUCUCCCAAUUAUUAGAAAAACCAUGCCACCUUGGAAGAGAAGGAGAAGUAAUUGAUCAGUUCCAGAACUGUCUUCUGGAUUUGUUUGGAACCUGGGAGAAAGCGGAGAGGUGCAGUAAGUGUCAAAGUCAUUAGUGAAAACAGAUACCUCAAGACAAAACCAUCAUAUGUUCUGAGAUGAUACCAGUGAGCUAGGAUCGCAAAUUGGAGAAACGAUGGCAACAAUGCAAUAUUGAUUACCGAUGUUGUGUUAAGUUUUCUUGUAUUUUGCAUCAGAACAGCUCUUCCAGGGCAGAGAAGAGGAGGAUAAAAUCCAUUGUGAUGUUUUUUUUCCAUGCAGACAACAUUACUACAGUUUUAACUAUGGGGUAACCAAGGCAUGAGAGCCAGCAUGGUGUUGUGGUCUGAACAUUGGACUAUGACUCUGGAGGUCAGGAUUCAGUUCCCUGUUUGGCCAUGGAAAACUACUGGGUGGCCUUGGGCAAGUCACACACUUAGGGUUGCCAUAAGUCAGAAAUGACUUGGAGGCACACAGCAACAACAACCAAGGUGUAGAGCCCAACCCCAACAGGUUCAGUAUCGUGGGCAUCUCUUUUGAAGUUCAGAGAUACAGAGAGACUGAAAGAGUUAAACCUACCAUGCUGUUUUCCUGUGAGAACAAAACUGAACAGCAGUGGCAACUAAUGGUUUCCAUGUUAGUGCAAUGGUUUGCUGCCUCAUUGAUACGGGUGCCACCAAUCUCUACAGUUGAAAAGAAGGGGCUUCCAGAUACAUUAGAGUCUGCUGGAUCAUCAUUUGUCCCUGCACCCCUUUAUCUGGGAAACAGCAAAGGCAUAUGAUUUCCAUCUUUUGAACUUUCAUAGGAUCAGUAGGUUUUUGACU
This is a messenger RNA of Sceloporus undulatus (fence lizard), 2340 nucleotides long. RefSeq names its product interleukin 15 receptor subunit alpha (gene IL15RA). The transcript has 8 exons. NCBI's taxonomy places the organism in Eukaryota, Metazoa, Chordata, Lepidosauria, Squamata, Phrynosomatidae. Gene Ontology annotation, biological process: interleukin-15-mediated signaling pathway. Gene Ontology annotation, cellular component: plasma membrane. Gene Ontology annotation, molecular function: interleukin-15 receptor activity. The record is from RefSeq and is a predicted model, not a curated record. Bases 188 to 1069 code for a protein of 293 amino acids.